Tilletiaria anomala UBC 951 is the source of this 1167-nucleotide messenger RNA. RefSeq names its product glutaredoxin. Gene Ontology annotation, molecular function: 2 iron, 2 sulfur cluster binding. Bases 199 to 1029 code for a protein of 276 amino acids. The transcript is spliced from 3 exons. The record is from RefSeq and is a predicted model, not a curated record. Lineage: Eukaryota; Fungi; Basidiomycota; Exobasidiomycetes; Georgefischeriales; Tilletiariaceae.
GUAAUAAUCUGGCUCCAGCAGCAAGUUCGAUAUCAUCCUGUCCUCGAGACUUCGCCUGACCACAUCUCCAAAGGUCGUUCGAGUGCCCAAAGGCAGAAAGCAUCGCAAGCAGUGCCUGGUAUCCACCCCAAUCCUAUAGCUCCUCUGUGCAGCAAAGGAGAAUCGAGAACGACAUCAGUCGCAGCGCAGUGCCUCACAAUGACGGUCACCACAGGCGCUCCAAUCGAGAUCACCUCCCCCGAGCAGUUCACUUCCAUCAUGGAAUCAGACCUGAAUCGGGUGACGCUGCUCAACUUUUGGGCCUCUUGGGCAGAACCGUGCAAGCAAAUGAACGAAAUCGUCGUGGAAAUCGCCGCCAAGAACCCUCAAAUCGCUGUUCUCAAUGUCGAAGCAGAGGCACAGCCGGAUGUCUCUGAAUCAUUCGACAUUGACUCGGUGCCUUCUUUCGUUCUUCUUCGUGGCCACACUCUGCUCUCGCGCAUAUCUGGCGCCAACGCCUCUGCUCUGAGAGCUGCCGUUGCUUCUUAUGCAUCUGCGCCACACUCUAGCGCGCGUAUAGUUGCAGGGGGGGCAGCCUCCUCGACUACUGCUGCGCCGCGUGCUGCGCCAAGCACAUACGCGCCAUCCACUGCGGUUGGCCCGAGCAGCGGCCCGGCGACAGGUUCCGUUGGGCAGCACUCUUUGGAUGAGGAUGUGCCAGUCGAGACGGAGGAGGAGAUCGAGGAGCGAUGCAAAGCUCUAAUGAAGCGGUCAAAGCUCCUAGUCUUGAUGAAAGGCUCUCCGGAUCGCCCGCGUUGCGGUUUCAGUCAGAAGACAGUCAAUCUAUUGCGGGAGCAAGCAGUCGAGUUUGACCACUACGACAUUCUCGAGGAUGAGGGUGUCCGACAGGGCAUGAAGAAGCUCAAUGACUGGCCGACUUUCCCUCAAAUCAUCGUCAACGGAGAGCUAAUUGGAGGGUUAGACAUCCUCAAGGCGAGUCUAAGUCAUUCGAUUGGGGUCCUUCAUGCACCCUUACUGAUCCAGCUGUGAAAAUUCGGGCUCCGGCGCUGGAUGUAGGAGAUGGUCGAGUCGGGAGAGUUCAAAGAGGUCCUGUCUUCUUCAUAGCGAGAACGAUCGUGUAUAUUUUAGCUGCAGACUUUCGUAGUCAAGCUUUACUGGCUGUGCCGG